Messenger RNA from Mytilus californianus (California mussel), 3791 nucleotides. RefSeq names its product solute carrier organic anion transporter family member 4A1-like. Gene Ontology annotation, cellular component: membrane. Lineage: Eukaryota; Metazoa; Mollusca; Bivalvia; Mytilida; Mytilidae. Gene Ontology annotation, molecular function: protein binding. The coding region runs from base 185 to 2194 and encodes 669 amino acids. The transcript has 15 exons. The record is from RefSeq and is a predicted model, not a curated record. Gene Ontology annotation, biological process: transmembrane transport; sodium-independent organic anion transport.
AUCGACAUCAAACUUAUCACACCUCUGUAUAUAUAAUAAUAUGAUCACUUUAAAUUUCUCACAAUGUGGUCAGAAGUAGUAACUCUGGACAAGUAAACAUUAAGGUCUUAUAAGGUCAAAAGUCUGGUAAAUAAAAUAUAUAGAAUUCACCGAGGCGUGACGAGUCUGUACAUACACAGUAGCAAUGGAACAGUUAAAUGGAAUUGAAAAUAAAGGUUUUGAAAAUGGUGUCGGGUGUAAUGAUGUCACGGUGGAAGUGAAAACAGAUAUCACCAAGAAGAAUGGAAUUCCCUCGCAUGAUAAUGGAACACUUUCAACAUACACCAGCAAUCCGGAAAACACGAAAAUUGAUAAGCGUGAUAUCAGUGAAGAUCUGGAUUGGGGUUAUGGUCCAUUUAAGCCUAGGUGUUUCCAAGUAUUCAACAAAAUGCAUUUUUAUAUUCUCUUCGUCUCCAUUAUGUGCUUCAUAGAAGGAUUUGCAGUAAAUGGAAUAGCUAAUUCAGCAAUACCAUCAUUAGAGAGACAAUUUAAACUUCCGUCAACGAAGUCUGCGCUCAUUCCAAGCUCUAUGGAUAUAGGGUCAUUGAUAGUAGUGUUGUUUGUAACUUUCAUCGGCGGACGAUAUAAUAAGGCGGCAAUAGUAGCAGGUGGAACUGUUGUCAUGGCACUGGGCUCUUUCGUGUUUUUGAUUCCACAUUUUAUAGAUCAAUACACUUACGUUGAAUAUGCCACAGAGUACACAUACAACUGUUCUGCCGGAAGUUCCUGGUCAUCAGAAUGUGACCCGGUUGGCGAGUCAUAUUUAGCUAUAUUUAUGAUAGCUAAUAUGCUUCACGGGGUUGGAUUUACUACAAUGUUUACAUUAGGAUCAGCAUACAUAGACGACAAUGAAGAUAAUGCUAAAGCUGCUCUUCAUAUUGGCUUAACCUUUUCUGCAUCCGCAGUGGGGACUGCAGUAGGAUUUUUAUCUGGUGGAGAAAUAUCACAAAAUUACUAUGUAGAAUUCGACAGAGUGGAUACAGACAGUAUCGGCAUAACGUUCAUUGAUCAACGGUGGGUAGGUGCCUGGUGGUUAGGGUUUGCAAUCUCAAUUGUAGCAUUUGCUAUCAUAGCUGUACCUCUCUUUGGAUUUCCUAAAAGACUUCCAGGUGUUGCUAAGCGGACAGAUGAAAAAGAAUGCGAAAACUCUUUCAUGUUCAAUGUGAAGAAAUUUUUUGUUGUUCUCAUUACACAGAUUAAGAACCCUAUAUUUAUGAUGGUUACGUUUGCUGGAACUGCUAAUACACUUGCUGUAUCAGGUGUCGGAUCAUUUGCUUACAAGUUUUUGAUGGAGCAGUACAAUCUGGAUUACAAAACAGCUGGGUAUCUCUUAGCCGGUAUGAUUUUGGUUGGUGUUGUUGGAACGUUCGGCGGUGGUGUGAUUAUAAGAAUAUUUAACCUUGAACUACGUGGAAUGCUGAGACUGGCUUUUGUAAGUUGCUUGGUGUCAUCUUUAAUGGGCAUCAGUUUCAUAGCCGGAUGUCCAGAUGUUAAGCUAGCUGGGCUUGAAGUUCCUUAUCAUAACCACCCUGACGUGUCAAAUGGAUACUCAGACGCCUGUCAGAAACCAUGCCAGUGUCAGUACGAAACAUUUACUCCUGUUUGUGGUAUAGAUAACGUGGUGUAUUAUUCUCCUUGUCAUGCUGGAUGUACAAGUGUUGCAGGCAUGGGUGUAUGGGGUAACUGUAGUUGCAUUGCUCAGAAUCUGAAUAUAAGCCAGGCAAAUGCAGGAGCCUUUUAUGGGCGUUGUGAUGACAACUGCGAUAAACUUUAUUACGUCGCACCAUGCAUAUUUUUAGCAAUCAUCUUUGUACUAAUAUCAACUACGCCAAACUCAAUGUGUAUCAUGAGAGUUGUUGACGAAGACGUUAAACCGUUUGCCUUGGGUGUGGAGUGGGUUUUCAUAAGGCUUCUUGGAACCAUUCCAGGUCCCCUUCUGGUUGGUUGGGUUCUGGAUAACGCAUGUUUGAUAUUUUUAGACGGAACUUGUGGUAAUAAAGGGAACUGUUUGCUCUAUAGCCAUGAUGAUAUGGCUUCAGGGAUAUUAAUUUGGUGGCUGAUUGUGUCAUUGUUGUCGGCAAUAUUUUACCUAUUCGCCAUUUUAUUUGAAGCCAGAUCUGGGAAAAGUAACUCGUUCGAAUUAUCAUCAAAUUAGAGACAAUUUUCUUCAGAACCUGUGAUUUAUGUAAAUACUGCAUUUGUUUUAGUUUAUAUCAUUGAAAUGUGACAUUUUAAAGAAGAAUACCAUGUUUUGUAUUAGUAAUCAAACGGGACUAACUUCGAAUUCUUUAUUCUGUAAUAUUCAAUUGAGUGCUCUUAUGCAAGUGAACCAGGCAUAUUUAAAAGACUGCAAACUUGUGUAAUAUGAUCUUUUAAUAAGGAAUAUUGAAUGGAUAUAAAACAUCAUUCCGGAGAUAUACUUUUAUAUAACCUUAUAUGAAAAGGACAAUGGUUUUAUUGAUUUUUCAACUUACCUCGCUUUUAUUGUUUACUCAACAAAAUACUCAAUACAGUAGAGAUUUCACGUAUUUGUACUGUGGCAAAAAGUGGAGAAGAUACCAACGGAACAAUUUAAAGCCAGACGUCGAAAAAGACGGACAAAGCCAUGGAAAAAAGAAGAAAUAUCAACCAACAAAUCAAAAACACUCGCAGAAAGCAACAAGAACCAAUUUAAACAAAACACGUGACUGAUCUAGAAGGGUAUACUUAUUCUUCCCAACUCUUGGCUUAUUGCUUACAUUACCGGUGAUAAAUAUGUAUGUUAAACUAAGAAUAAUUAAUAUAUAGUUAUUGGUUACAAUUGUUAAAAAGUAGCAUAUACUUGUUAUCUCUAUAGUCGACAACGAACAUUCGGGUUUGCGGACGAGAACUUUUUAUAAACAAAAUCUGGUGCUAAGGUGAAUAUUUCAUAAAUAAUCAUAUGGAAUAAAUAAUUUAAUUCUGGAUGUAACGCGUCUUCUGAUUGGCUGACAGAUUUUGUUUAUCAGCUCAUAGACAUAAUUUUGUCAUGUGACUGUGACGUCAUCAACAUUUUUUCAUGAUUUUCUCACGCUUAAAAUGGAAUUUAGAAUUAAAUUAUAAGGAAUGACUGAAGAAAUAACAUAAAAAAUGUGGUGCACACUUUAAAAUAUUCAGUGUGCACCACAUUUUUGAUGUUAUUUCUUCAUAGACAGAGAAAAAUUAUUUUAUGGAAUAACUAAUUUUAUGGAAUAAAAUAUAUUCCAUAAAAAAUAAUCAUAUUUAAACAAAAUUAAUUUAUUUAUUCCAUAAAAUUUUGGAAGAAAAAAAAGUUGAUUUUGUUUUGCUCUGGGAAUAUUUAUCUUCCCUUUCAAUAUUCUAAUGACGGUCCAUUUGCAUUUGUACAAAAAAAUCUAAAUCAAAGAAAUAUCAUGUAUUUUAUCACAAAGAAGUAUCAUGAAUUAUAACACAAAGAAGCAUCAUGUAUUAUAUCACAAAGAAGUAUCAUGUAUUAUACAAUAAAGAAGUAUCAUGAAUCAUAUCACAAAGAAGUAUCAUGUAUGUAUUAUAUCACAAAGAAGUAUCAUGUAUGUAUUAAAUCACAAAGAAGUAUCAUGUAUCAUAUCAUUGUCAUAUGUAUUUUGUCCUUGCCUUUUGUCAUGUCAAGUGUUUAUAGUGCCAUAUGUACAUUUAUUUAUAACAUUGUUACAUUUUUUAUUUGUUAAUUCAAUGUUUAUACAAUGUAUCUUUAUAUAUAUGCAUAUAUUUACAAGAAUGAAUAAAAUUCAAAAGUU